AUGGGGGAAGGAAUUAGUUAUAGAGAGUUUUCUAACUGGCUUGUAGAAUCUAAAGAAGCCCUAGGUGAAUCGAGGGUUAAGUACAAAGCAUCUCUGGCAAAGAGGAGAAAGCUAGCUAAACAAUUGUAUGAACUUAGUGAAAGUAGUUCAUCUGAGGAAGCAAACAUGGAUGCAUUGGUUAAUGAGGCAGAAAAGUUAAAUGAUGAUAAGUCAAAUCUAAGGAGAGAAAUUGAAGCCCUAACUAUUAGGAUGAGUCAAGAGUUGGAAGCUAGAAGAACUGUUGAAGACAAGAUUAGAGAAAAAGAGAAUGAGAUCUUUAAGCUAAAUCAAGAGGUUGGAACCCUGACUGCAUAUCUUCAAGAGAAAAAAGAAGUAAAGGCUGAUCUAGACAUGGCAAUGUCCCUUAGAGAAAGGCUGAUGAAGAAGAAUCAAGAUCUUACAAAAGAGCUGGUUGAUGCUAAUGAGUUACUGUUCAAAUUUAACAAGAGAUCUACUAUACUAGAUGAGAAGAUCCAGUCUCAGAGGCAGAAAGGAGAGACACAAGGCUUAGGAUACACAACCUUUCAGAAAGGUGAUUCUUCCGAUACAAAGAACAUUCUGCAUGAAGAAAAAUUUGCACCUAAGACAAAGGUGAACACUGAUUCCAGUGCUACAAGGUUUGGGAGUUAUAAGGAGAAAUCACUAGAAGUUCAUUCUGAGUUUGCCAAACCGGUCAUUGCUAAGAAGGUAAGAAAAGAAGUGGAACAAUUUGCUAUUUCACAAGGAUUCACUAAAGAGGCGAUUGUAGAGGCUAGAGAAAUGUUUGAAGAGAAGAAGGUCAUUGAAUCCUCUAGUGCCCCAACCAGUACCAGUACUGAUAGACAGACAAGAAGCGCAAUUGCAAAGGAGAAACCUUCUAGUAUUCAAUUCAAAAGAAAAGGGAAAGAAGUCAAGCCCCCUACACCUAAAGCACUGGAAGCCACCGAUAAGAGGAAGAAGGAGCAAGCAAAGAGAACUACAGAUGAGGAGGAAACAAAAUUUGAAGGUGAGAAGAAAGAACUUAGAGCCAGUGGAAAUAAGUCUACGGUUGUUGGAGCUUCUACUAUGAAAUCAGUUAAGAAACCAGUAACUAAACUUAAUCUCUUUGAAAAUGUAUUGUACCACAUUAAGAAGUAUGGUAUUAUGGUUGAUGUAAAGAAACUUUAUGAUAAUUUUGGUGAAGAUGAACAAAGACAAAUUGAAGAUGUAGUUGUUUUGUCAAUGAAUAAAUUCAGUAAAGCCCUAAUUGAGUUGCAAGAGAUAAUUCCAAACUCUUUGUAUAAUAAAUUAGAAGAAAGAUGA
Molecule: messenger RNA, 1320 nt
Organism: Cryptomeria japonica (Japanese cedar)
Lineage: Eukaryota; Viridiplantae; Streptophyta; Pinopsida; Cupressales; Cupressaceae
Exons: 2
Coding region: 1-1320 (439 amino acids)
Source: RefSeq, a predicted model, not a curated record